CGCCGGGCUAAUGAAUGAUAAAAAAGACGUUAAACUACGGCCGAGCUAUACCAUUCUCCAAAAUUGGCUGUUGAAUGCAGGAAACGCUAUUUACAUUGGAAAGGCACUGUCGGAAGUGCCGGUGGAUAUUUUUGUUAUUGUUGUUCACCAUGGCGAACCCGAUAUCAACUUCGUUUCCUGUCGCAUGGUGCCACCAACCGUACUAACCGCGGACGUCUUGGAGGAUCUUUUACUGGAUGGGUUUUACGGCAUCCGCAUGGGCAGCAGCAUAAGCCAUCUUGCAGCCAACCGCCACCACUGGCCUCCACACAUGAUCUAUGCUAUGUCCCUGGGCAUGGGUGGUCGGUGGUACACACCAUGUGAGAAAGGUUCCACAUCGAUUAGGGGGCCCGUUGGCUAUUCGCUCGGCAAAAAAUGCGGGAGCGCGUGCAAUCAAGUGAAGCUCCAGCGAGAGCAUCAGAUCACCGAUAUUGCCCGGGCCUGCUCGCGCCCUGCCUUCAACAAUACGUUCUACCAAGACAGGGUGUUCCACGCCCUCGUUACGUACGACGUAACAGCAGAAUUGGUCUUCACCUAUGACAGCCCUCGCAACCUUCGUGCCAAGCUCUGCAAAGCCAAGACGAAUGCGACGGACGUGGAAUACACCUUUGUCGCUGCAGACAUCCAGCUAGAGGACGCCAAAGGCACCUGCGGCUACGGGCCAUACCCUCGGCUCUACAUGCUCAAGAAGCUGGCGGCGUUCUUUGCUUUUAAUUACACGUCUGCCGGUAGAGAGCGACAGUGCAGGGCGGUCACAUAAUAAUAUACGCUCAAUUGUUGCUAUCUGCUCAUGCUAAUAAAAAAAACAUUUUGCGUAAAUAAAUAAAGAGAAAUUAUAGGUCUUU
Dermacentor andersoni is the source of this 884-nucleotide messenger RNA. RefSeq lists its product as uncharacterized. The record is from RefSeq and is a predicted model, not a curated record. Lineage: Eukaryota; Metazoa; Arthropoda; Arachnida; Ixodida; Ixodidae.